Molecule: messenger RNA, 3796 nt
Organism: Pocillopora meandrina
Lineage: Eukaryota; Metazoa; Cnidaria; Anthozoa; Scleractinia; Pocilloporidae
Source: the annotation of a GenBank genome assembly
AUGUCAACCCCAUCAGUGGAAAAGAUUUUUGAAUAUUUGAAUCCAAAAGCUUUCAACCAAGUUCACUAUGUGGCUAUGGUUUUUUGGAUUCUGAUCAGUGGCAUCUUCCUCGGCAUAUUCGUCGACAUGGAAAUUAACGAGUCCAGGUCUGAUUUUCGCUGUGGCGGAGCGAAGAUUGAAAACGUCGACGUCGUCCGUGGAAAAUGUUACGAGAUAUAUAUGAAUCAGUACAACAAAUACGGUUUUCCUAUCUUUGGCUUCGUAAUCUUCAAUCUAGUCCUUAUUGUAUUUGUAUGUGCUAUUUACUCUAAAAUAGGGAGCGCCAAAGUCAAACAACUGUCGCGAGGCAUCCGUAACGAUGAUCAAGAGAGACAGCUGCUUGACCAGGAGACUGCGUCAUCAACUGGAAACAGGCUCUUUUUUGCUUACUGCUGUCAACUAUUGUUCAGAAUUGUUUUAGGAGUAAUUUUCAUCAUCCUACAAACUCAGUUGCUUUAUCCUUUAAAGUUUAACUCGAAGUUUAACUGUUAUUUAACCGAUGGAACCACUCAGCCAAGGAAUUUAGCUGACAACGCCCAAAACUCUACUUUACACGACUGUCACAAUCAACGAGCGGAAAAGAAAACCUUCUGGAUGUACGCUGUCCUUGUGAUGAAUGGAAUUCAUGUCGCUGGCAUACUGGUUGAAACCGUCUACCUUAUUUCGCGGGCAUGCAUUGAAAGGGGUUUCAUGCAAGACUCAAAGUUUCUAAAAACCCAUCUAAGACUCAACCAACACCAAAAACGAAAGUUUAAAAAAUUCAUCAAACGCACAAAGAAAAUAAUUUUUCAAGACACCCAAGAACUAUUAGCACUCCAAUCGCCUUUUACAGGUAAUCCAGGCGAAAACACAAUGGUAAAACAUUGGACUUUGGAUCAAAUUUACACAAAUCUUGUUGUGAUUCCGAACAGAGCUACGUAUGUCUUUACUGAAAACAGAGAGGAACAACUCAAGAUUUAUCCAAUGUCGCGCGGGGAAAACUCACAACCGAAAAGCCUGGAAGACCUCCUAAAUGUUGAAAAUAAGAAAGUGUUAAUCGUCGGUCGAGCCGGAAUCGGCAAGACAUUAUGUUGUACCAAACUUCUCAGAGACUGGGCGUCACCUGAAGCCAAAAUCCCUUUUGAUGCCGCUUUCUUCGUGAAAUUCAGAAGAUUCAAAUCGGAGAACAACCUUAGCCUCAGGGAACUGUUGAUUCAGUCCGAGCAUUUCCCAACAAAUCACCUAGAUGACGAGGUCUGGAAUCACUUGAUUGAGAACCCUGAAGGUGUACUCAUACUUUUUGACGGAUUCGACGAAUUUAAACUUAACGCAAACAUGGACCGAGAACCUCCUCAUCCCAAGUGCAUUGAAGAGAAAAAGCCGCUCCAAAUCCUUUACCAGUGGCUUGUGACCGGGAAACUCCUAAAAGAUGCCUCAAUUUUGACAACCACGAGACCUUCGGCUUUGUCGAGCAUCAAACACCUUAAGUUUGACAAAACGUUCGAAAUUCUAGGAUUUUCAUCGGAACAAGUUAAAGAAUAUGUCUACAAAUUGGCCGGAGAUAAAAAGACAGUUGGCGAAAAACUAUUGCGACACAUCAGCAGCAACAUUAAUUUGCUCACGCUAUGUUAUGUGCCGGUCAACAGCUUCAUCAUCUGCACAAGUCUGUUACAAAUAAUGGAGUCCGAAAGUUCCGAUGACGUUACCCUUCCUGCCAAAUUAACAUCGAUAUACAAGAUUGCAGUACAGGUGUUUUAUUUUAAACAUACAAGAGAAUUGUGCCAUAAUCCGUUUCCAGUCGGACAUAAUUUGCCCACCCAACUGCUGAUAUUCAGAAAACUAGGAAGAGUAGCGUUUGAAGGAAUCAAAAACGGAGAGCUGAUCCUUGGAGGAAGCGAAGUAAGCGGAAUGGAAGACAGCGCUCUUUUCCACCGCUUACCCGACCGUAAAACGGACCCACUUAAUCCUGAACCACAAUUCUGUUUCAUUCAUUUGACAAUGCAAGAGUUUUUCGCUGCGAGGCACCUAGCAAACAACAUGAGUGACACAGAAUUAAAAAGCUUUGUUUCCGAGAACAUCAAGAACGGCAAAUGGCAGCUGGUUUUUCAGUUUCUAGCAGGAUUAAUGGAGGAUAAUAUUCAUCUAUCAAACGAAAUUAUUACUAACCUUCUUCCUGUAAAAACUGAAGAAGGAAGCGUCACCGAACAGUGGACAGAUAAAGAAGAAAAAAGUACAGUGACCUGCUGGCCAACUAGCGGCGAAAAAGAUUUAGCAAUGACAUUAAUAAAAUGUUUAAACGAAAAUAGUAGAAUGAAGUUAGAAGCACAGGAAAAAAUUCAACAAUUGAACUUUAAUUUUGUAAAUUUUAAUUUUUGUCACCUCACAGCUGUUGAUUGCUCUUCGUUAGUAAAUGUAAUUAAUGUUCUACAAAUUUCACAUUUAGAUUUGAGUAACAAUAACAUUGAUUCCUUAGGUUGCUUUGAAAUUUGUAAAUUGUUAAAAUAUAGGGAAUCUCAACUGAGCUGGUUAAACCUCGCAGGAAAUCAAUUGACAGAAAAAGCAGUAAAGCAUCUAGCUGAAGCCAUCAACAACAACAACUGUCAGCUACGCACGUUAAACCUCGCAUACAAUAACAUCUCAGACAUUGGAGCACAGCACUUGGCUGACGCCAUCAACAACAACAACUGUCAGCUACACACGUUAAACCUCUACGGAAAUAACAUCUCAGACAUUGGAGCACAGCACUUGGCUGAAGCCAUCAACAACAACAACUGUCAGCUACGCACGUUAAACCUCUCACACAAUAAAAUCUCAGACAUUGGAGCACAGCACUUGGCUGACGCCAUCAACAACAACAACUGUCAGCUACACACGUUAGACCUCUCACACAAUAAAAUCUCAGACACUGGAGCACAACACUUGGCUGAAGCCAUCAACAACAACAACUGUCAGCUACACACGUUAAACCUCUCAGAAAAUAACAUUUCAAACUAUGGAGCACAGCACUUGGCUGAAGCCAUCAAAAACAACAACUGUCAGCUACACACGUUACACCUCUCAUUCAAUAACAUCUCACACAUUGGAGCACAGCACUUGGCUGAAGCCAUCAAAAACAACAACUGUCAGCUACACACGUUAAACCUCUCAAACAAUAACAUCUCAGACAUUGGAGCACAGCACUUGGCUGAAGCCAUCAAAAACAACAACUGUCAGCUACACACGUUAAACCUCACAAACAAUAACAUCUCAGACAUUGGAGCACAGCACUUGACUGAAGCCAUCAACAACAACUGUCAGCUACACACAUUAAACCUCUAGCUACACACGUUAAACCUCUCACACAAUAACAUCUCACACAUUGGAGCACAGCACUUGGCUGACGCCAUCAAAAACAACAACUAUCAGCUACGCACGUUAUACCUCUCAUACAAUAACAUCUCACACAUUGGAGCACAGCACUUGGCUGACGCCAUCAACAACAACAACUGUCAGCUACGCACGUUAAACCUCUCAGAAAAUAACAUCUCAGACAUUGGAGCACAGCACUUGGCUGACGCCAUCAAAAACAACAACUGUCAGCUACACACGUUAAACCUCACAAACAAUAACAUCUCACACACUGGAGCAAAGCACUUGGCUGAAGCCAUCAACAACAACAACUGUCAGCUACACACGUUAAACCUCUCAGACAAUAACAUUUCAGACAUUGGAGCAAAGCACCUGGCUGAAGCCAUCAACAACAACAACUGUCAGCUACACACGUUAGACCUCACAAGAA